This is a messenger RNA of Dermacentor silvarum, 8823 nucleotides long. Its product is annotated as calpain-D. Lineage: Eukaryota; Metazoa; Arthropoda; Arachnida; Ixodida; Ixodidae. Gene Ontology annotation, cellular component: cytoplasm. Gene Ontology annotation, molecular function: calcium-dependent cysteine-type endopeptidase activity. Gene Ontology annotation, biological process: proteolysis. Bases 654 to 4295 code for a protein of 1213 amino acids. The transcript has 12 exons. The record is from RefSeq and is a predicted model, not a curated record.
CCGUUUUGGGUGCGAAGACUCUUGUUCCUCUUGAGCUUCCUAAAAUCGAUCGUUCGUGUAAGUGAAGAGGAUUGAAGUGCGCAUGAAAUUCAUCAUCGAAGCACUGUCACGCGUUUUAUUUGCUCCGUGAGGCCAGUUACUGCGAGUUCAAUUGCGACUCGAUCCGUCCGUACGGACGCGCAACGCUACCCCUAGCCCGCCUCGCCCCCUCUGAUGCAUCAUGCCGGAAGUCAUCACGCACAAGACGCACGUACACCCAUUAUUUUCUCUCGACAAUCUUUCGUGUACUACAUAUUUCUAGAAAGCAUUGUUCGGGCAAGCAUUUUUGUAGUCACCAACACAAAAUUUUAGUUAUAUGUUGUGCAUAGAGUCAAAAUAUCAGAAGAAAACAGGAACAGCGAGCGCGAAGCCGCCUAUCGUGCACUGCGUGAACUAGCGAGCUAGCCAGCUAGCGACGCGCACAGAACCAGAACCAACAUUCAACAUGGGUCUUGCUGUAUAAUCCCGUGUUGUCGAGUUGCCCUAAGAUCGCAAUGAUUAGGAGAAUGUGGGCCCCGUUCAGCUACUGUAUGCGCGGUCGUCGGAAACUGGAGCCAAUUCCUUAGUUAAUUUCGUACUCCCUACAAGACGCGCAGUAGGGUCGUAAACGCGCGAUGGGCUCCAACGCUUCCGUAUUGCAAUGGCACUGCAAAAACUGUACCUCCAUAAACCCGACAGACAGCGGAUCCUGCAUACGCUGUGGCGCAAGUCGAACGGUGCCCGAAGACGACGAUGCAUCCAGGGAACCAUUGCCCCAAAACUCCAAGGACGGAUCUUCGAAAUUCACUCUUACAUCACGUCGCGUGGAGAGCCGAGUGGAGCCCGGAGCGUUUUCCGUUGCUCCUGAAAGGAACCCCAGUGAGAACCCUGAACAGCACAUCUAUGACUUACCCUGUGAUGAUAACACUGCAACUUCUGAAAAACAGGAGAAAAAGCCCCGGUGCAUAAGCUGGCAUGGAUUGCCAGAAGAUGAAGAUGACUCCAUCAUAGAUGAUAUUCCCGAUGACCUACCCCUACCCCCACCUCCAGAAGAUGCAGAUGACACAACAGAUUCGUCUGGAGAAUCUGCUAAAGAUGAUGAGCCCUUGUACGUGGAACUUUCCCAGUGCCUGUCUGAGGAUGCUAGUGGUCUUAAUAGCAAUGGUGUUGUAGCAGGUGAAGUUGUUAUCAACAAGAACUCACCAGCAAACUAUCUAGACCACACAUUCGUCAAGUGCAUCAAAAAGAAGAAGCCAAAAAAAGAUGAACCUACCGAUCCAGGUACACCACCACGGCUCAGUGAAAAGUGGUACUGCUUCCAGUGCCAAGAAUGGAAUUCCUUGUCUAACAAGGUUUGUGUGGCUUGUGGAGAGCCAUUCUGCGAUGACAUUGUUGCCACUGGAACUUUAAAUGGAAAAACACUAGGUCGUGACACAACAAUCAGUUCAGCAGAUUAUGCAACACCACCAGAAAGCCCAUCGUCUCUUGUCCCAACGAUUGAGGAACCGCCACGUCGUAGGCAACAGCCACUCAUUCGACGAGCUUUGAACCGUCUCUUCAGGCUGAGCGCAGAGGGCGGUGCACUUGUCUCAGCAAUAGCCAAUGCCCAUUCCGCAGAUGACGUAACACUUCUGGAUUCCCCGUGGAUGUGCAAGCGAUGCUCGCGGCACAAUGAGGCAUCAUGUGCAAAGUGCCCUGGCUGCGGACUGUCCCGUGUGCCAGCAGCAACCUUUCCGCUGUUGCUACCACGCAACGCGUUCAGCCUUGGCUUUCUGGCUGAAGUUUUGGGUUCUCAGAAGCGCCAUUUUACAGCGCGACGAAGCCGCUCACUUUCUGAAGUCAAAGGAACUCAGACAUUGGAUGGACGCAAGAGCUCUCCGUCAAGCCCUGCUAUUGGUAAUGGCCUGGCUGCUCCCAAGGAGGAUAUGUGGACAUGUUCAGGAUGCUCAUUCGCUCACAACCCCUUUUCAGCCUCGAACUGUGAAGUGUGUGGGACGUCUGAUGGCCGUGGUACCAUUUCGCGCUGGGUCUGUGUGAAGUGCACGUUAAUCAACCCAGGCCAGGACCGAUUUUGCAGUGCCUGUGGUGGCUCCAAGCUGAAUAGUGUGGCAGCAAAACGUUACCAGACACUCAAGCCUCACGAGAGUUGGGUGUGUCCUCACUGCACCUUGCGUAACCCAAACCACCUUGCCGAGUGCUGUGCAUGCAGCACCCAGCGGCCUUCACUAAUUAAUGUUGGCACAGCACGAGCCAGCACUCGCAACCGACGCAUGACAAAGUUGCUCGGGGAGCCCGGUGAAGAUGCUUGGGAAUGCCCGUCGUGUACGUUUCUCAACUCUGGCCCACACGCAGCUUGCGAAAUGUGCUGCACAUCGCGUAGCCUCGUGUCCCUUCGACCGGAGGCUGCACGGCCACGGGGUGCCACAGGGCGUGGCGAAAGUGAACUCAUGGAGGAGCUGCGCCGGAUUGAAGAAAGCGAGGCACGGGAGCGGUGGGACCACAUUGUCUCAUUUUGCAAAGCGAAUCGGGAGCCCUUUGUGGACGACUCUUUUCCACCUCUGCUGAAGUCGCUGUACUACAACCCUGAUGAGCCAAGGGAAGAAAUUGCAGUCAAAUGGCUUCGGCCGUUUGAAAUAACCUGUGACCCCAAGGAAUGCAAGAUAUCGUGGACCGUGUUUCGAACUCCAAUGCCAUCUGACAUAUCCCAAGGCAUCCUGGGCAACUGCUGGCUCCUGUCGGCUCUUGCUGUACUGGCUGAGCAGCCAGAGUUGGUGGAGCGUGUCAUGGUGACUCGCGCCAUCUGCCACCAGGGCGUGUACCAGGUGCGGCUUUGUAAGGAUGGUCAGUGGACAACAGUGCUGCUUGACGACCUGCUGCCAUGUGACGCCAAGGGAUGCCUCGUUUACUCCCAGGCGAAACGGAAACAGCUGUGGGUGCCACUGAUUGAAAAAGCUGUGGCCAAGCUUCACGGCUGCUACGAGGCACUCGUAUCUGGCCGGUGCAUUGAGGGGCUGUCAACAUUCACCGGAGCACCAUGUGAAAGCGUACCUCUUCAAUACUCGUCUUCUCCAAAUGAAGAAGGCAUUGAUGAGGAUCUGAUUUGGGCACAGCUACUAAGCUCAAGGGCUGCUGGGUUUCUGAUGGGUGCCUCCUGUGGUUCCGGCAACAUGCAAGUGAAUGACCAGGAUUACCACGCCGUGGGACUGCGCCCACGACACGCCUAUUCGGUGCUCGACGUCCAAGACGUUGAGGGAGUUAGGCUGGUGCGCCUUCGAAAUCCAUGGGGCCACUAUUCUUGGAGAGGUGACUGGUCUGACAACUCUCCUCUCUGGACACCUGAAAUGCGGGAAGCACUGAUGCCUCAUGGGGCUGACGAUGGCGUAUUUUGGAUGUCAUUCAGCGACGUUCUGAAGUUCUUUGAUUGCAUCGACAUCUGCAAAGUGCGGCCUGACUGGAACGAGGUUCGCCUCCAAGGUGUGCUUCCACCGCAGACAGACAAGGACAGCCAAGCUGUCACCCUGCUCACAGUUCUUGAAGGCACUGAAGUGGAGUUUGGCCUUUUUCAGGAAGGUCAGAGGAGUGCUGAGCGUUCCCGGCGCUGCCAGUUGGACUUGUGCGUGGUUGUGUUCCGGGCACAGGACCCUGCUGCGGGUCUCGUAGGCCCGCUGGUGAAGCACUCCAAACGACAGGUUCGCAGCUUCGUUGGUUGCAACGCAGUGCUCGACCCAGGUUCCUACAUGGUUGUCUGUCUUGCCUUCAACCACUGGCACACCAGCCUCACCAAGAUCGACCAGUACCCAAAGUUCCUGCUAGCUAUUCACAGCUCCAAGCGGUUGCUGGUCGAGACGGUCAUUCCACAUGCCAACGUGCUGGCUGAUGCCAUAAUCAACCUGACUGUGGCCAAGGGAAGGAGGCAUGAGGGGCGUGAGGGCAUGACUGCAUACUACCUGACAAAGGGCUGGGCUGGCCUCGUGGUGGUUGUGGAGAACCGGCUGCCUGACCGCUUUGUCCAAGUGAUCUGCGACUGCUCUGAGAGCGUCAAUGUGGUCUCUACCAGAGCAACUCUCAGGACCGUCGACAGCAUUCCACCACUGCACAGGCAAGUUAUUAUCGUGCUCACUCAACUCGAAGGCAGCGGCGGCUUCUCUAUUGCUCAUCGUUUGACUCACCGGGUGUCCUUCACGGGUGGCCUGCACGACUGGGGGCCCUCGGCGACCAAUCACGUACCACCCAUCGACCGGAAGGUGUAUGGGCUGCACACCCCAAGGCCUCUCUGAUUGUCUAGUCUGCAGAGGCCCGACCCAAACUUGGGAGAUUUUCGGUGGUUUUGUACAUUUGAAAGUGCUCACAUGCAUUUCAAGCAUGUGCAGAUUCUUCGGUCGGCUAUAGCCUCGAGAGGUCUCUACAAUUUGUGCAAACUGCCCAUUGCGAUUGCCUGGAACAAGCGUGUAGUCGCAUUCUCGCGAAGCGGGAUGCUAGGGACUGUGUGAAACUGCAGAUGUGCAGUGCAUUCAUGAGCAUGCCUUUCUACUUCUUUAAAGGUGAAACAUGUAGCCACAGAGAUCACUUUAUGCGCUUGAUUUCAACUGGCGCCUCUUAGCACAUCAUUUUUAAAGAAAAGCACCCACACACAGAAUAGCAUUUCUUUAGCAGUGAUGCAAAACACCACACACACAUUCACAUCCCGAAUCACUUCAGAGAACAUGUAAAUGUUUGUGUUUUCAUGGUCCACCUUUAGAAAAGUAAAAAGAACAACAGGUCUAGAUAACCAUUUGUAAACGUGUCAGCCAGAAUGUGUCUGGUCUGGUCUGACACCCAUUCUACCUUCGUUUCGAAGGUUAGGAGCGUUGGAAAAGGAAAGCUUGCGGCAGCCUUCAUGGCUUGCAGGUUAGUAUGGUGUACACUUAGAAAUGUUACACCUUUUAUGGCGUAAUUUUGACUCGCAACAAUAACAUAAGUCAUCCAUUUGGGCCCUUUCUUCCUCCAAUGCCACGCAUCUGGUGUUUCCUGUCAGGAACACUGUGUACGCACAUAGCAUUCCGGCAUUAGUACGGUACUUAGCGCAUGUCAUUAGAGGAAGUGCCCGCAAGCACGAUGAAGAUUGUUGUUGGUGCUGGCCAAAAAUCAAACCGUAAAGGGAGCAACAUUUUUUUAGGGUGCAGGAAAAGUUAUUGCCCACACUCUUGAAGCACAAACCCACUGCCCUUUGGUUACUGAGUCGGAGGCAAUUCAAAGGUGUGUGCCCCAGCGCCGAUAAAAUCUAGACUCAGGCACAAUAGCCUGUUAUAGCAAGGUUAUUAUAGGACACAUGAGCUUCAAUUGGUAUUUGGCUCUUCUCCUACUGCACAUUUCACUUUCAUAGUGAAGGGAAUUGUAUUAACCCUGGUGCAGCCACCUCUGAAUGGCUUCGAGUUGAACACGCGUGUUAAGGAUGUUCUGCAAGUGCAGCUGGUACAUCUAGAAUGGAAAAACUAUUCUUUUCUUUAGCAAACAGUUGUUUCUUAUAGUGUGCAGUGAGAGUUUUCAAGCAUUAAUGGGUGCGAGAAAGGAGUGUGAUUGUUUGUCUACCAAGCCAGCGUUUGUGCUCUAUUUUUUUGGCAUGUCUGGUUUGCAAGCUGCAUCAUCGGCUUGCUUAUGUUGGAAAGACUGGCUUUAACAAUGCCAUGGAGACAGAGCAUCGCACUCGCAUAGUGCAGGGCUCUGAAGUUGACUGUGCCACCCUGAGCUCUAACCAUUCAGGUGAAUUUAUGCCCAUCGAAACCAAAAUGAAGGUUUCUUUACUGGUCUUUAGGGUGUAUUAGUGUAGCGAAAUCAGACCAGUGUCGACAUGUACCAGAAUACCGAUAGGUGUAGAAGCAAACAGCAGUGCCCCUGGCAGCAUCUUGUAACAUAGUGUUUAACGGAGGUGCACUUGAUUGGAAUGACCGGUUGUCUCGACCAAUCUCCUGGCGUGAAUGUGUUGGCAGUGAUGUAAUCAUCGUGACUGCCUACUCUCCUGACUUCGCUACAAACUUUACAAAUUUGGGCGCACUUUACGAUUUUACUAAUGUUGUGUCAAGGUUUACGAAAAAUAAAGUUUCUUCAAAAAGAAAUUUCGCUUGUAUGUCUCCAGCCCUACUGUUGGAAGACUUCUGAAGGUGAAAGGAUGUCAUAGGGUACUUGCUUCGAGAAAGUUUAUACAGAUGUAAGUUUAUCCUGAAGCAAGUGAAAUUGCCAACAGCAAAGUCUCUUAAAAAGCCACUGUGAUCUAAAGACAAAAUGUUUUGCUUCUCAGUCUCUGCUGUCCUAACUUUGCUGCUGCUUGUGCACAGUAUCUAAAGCUAAAUAAUUCUUAUUAAAGUAUUUAUGUUUUCGACAUAAAUUGUGUGCUCACAGCAAAUUUAAAAGAAAGUUUGUCCUAUUCUCUCCUUACCCUUCCCCCGUCUCGGUGUCACGUCAAAUUUUACAAAUUUUAAUGUUCAGUGGUUGGCAGGUAUGGUACUCUGAUGUGCUUUCUUCUUUUAAAAGGAAGAUUUGUAGAAUGCAAGAAGUUGCUAGUGCAUUAUUGUUGAUCACAAUGUCAGAAGAUGUCACCAUUAGCACUGCUGUUCUCAGAUACGUCUUGCAGUAUUCUGGUACACAUCUGCACUAGCAUGUCCCUGCUAUGCUAAAGCUCUUUCUUCUCUUUCGAAAGAGAGGCUGGAACAAGGGUUAAUGCUGCUCAGUAUGCUGCUGUCCGUAUGCUGCCUCGGGUUUUCUGUAACAAUGCAGCCCCUUCAUCUACAAGGUGUUUUAUUUUUCUAGUUACGUUGUAAUUUAUUUUUAUGCUUUACAUGUUGUUAAUUUGUGUCCUCUCUCCCUUUUGUUCUUUACUGAAUUGUGUGAAGCAACAUUCCACGCUCUGCAGAAGCAUUUGCAUAAUAUAGUGCACUAAACUGUUUACGUGCACAGACACAUGUCAGACGCGUGGACAUUUAAAAUCUUCACAAAUUUCUAGCUCCUCCCCUCUGGUUAGGAAAAGCAAGCAUCGCUAAGUCAUUGUUCUGGAUAUGUCUCUUAACCGGUUCUCUUCCUCUCUCUCUUGUUUUUUUCUUCCCAAUUUUUAGGUUUGUUGUGAACAGAACGUGCGAAAAGACAACGUUCUUUGGAGUAUUUUUCAGAUUUUAUUUUGUGUAGAUGUUACUACUUACAUUCUAGUUCAGAUUUAUAGAAUACUCACUGCUCAGGUCGCAGCAUACUUUUUAGGUUCUAUAUAUUUGUUAAAAUUUUGUUUCAGGUAUUUAGGAAUAUAUGUGUUGGAAAUGUUUGAUCUGUACUGGCAUUUUCAUUGUAGUGGAUGUCCUAAACUAAUGCAGCACUAUAGGAAUGUGCUUUGUGCCAUCAUUUUCAUGCUGUUAUUGCAGGACAGCUGUCUAAUAAGGAAAGCCAUUAGGUCUGCCAACAGAACUGAUUGAUGAAAGAUUUCGCACUGGCUUCUUCGAUUAAAAAAAGAAAAGAGAGAAUUACAAACAGUGGUGAUGCAGACGUACUACUAUCUUCAUGGCACAUUUAAUAUCAUUUUUGCUUUGAACUUAAACUAGUAAUCUGACCUCUAUUUUUAUCACUUAAAGAACAGUAUUGCUCCAGUCACUUGUGAAAUUUAUUGUUGUGUGAAGACAUGUCAGUGUUCCUGUCAGUGAAACACAUGUCUGUUCUGGUUAAUUGCUUCAUAGGUGUUAUGGUCUUGAGGCCAUGUAGGCAGGGCCAGGUUAGUGCAAUACAUAGUUAUAUUUUGAGUGCACUUUUGGUUUUUGUUGCUGUGUGACACAAAUAAUAGUCAAUAUAUAAUGUGUUCUUUCUCUUUAUUUUUUCAUAAUUGUUUCUUUUUUAAACGUAGAACCUGAGACAAAAUUAUUCUUAUGUGUUUGUUACAUUGCCGAGGAGAAAUUGUUCAAGUAUAACCCACUGGUCCAAGCAUAACCCCCUUGUUUUCCCUUUUUUUUAAAUGUGUGUAGCUUUUUUUAAGCUUCAUUGCAUAGUCAAUUCCCUACCCCCCCCCCCCCCCCUCUCCUCUUCUCUUUCCUUAAAAAAAAAGUUUACCAUUGUAAGCAAUGUCGAACUUUAUUUGUCAAUUUUUUUUUUUUUUUUUUUUUGCCUGGCCCCUCUAGUCCUCUGGAAUUAGCUAGAUAUAAUUUCCUGGCGGCAUGUUUGCAACUGUGAAGUUUCUGGGCCCUCAGUGGGCCUAUAUGUAGGGCAGAUUCUAAAGCCAGUGCUGUUUGCAUUGUGUUUGCUCAAUAUGUUAGUAGCAAUAGUUGCACCGAUUGCAACACCAACAACAUUUGCAGUGUCAGACUUCAUUUUUAAUCUCAUACACGGAAUUUUCCAGAAGCUAUUUUCGUGGGUCUUUCGACGCAUGUAAAUUUUUAAAAUUUUUACCUGUUAUGUUUUUGCUACUAUUGAAGAUGUCUUGCAAAACAUGAGUUCAUAACUUUCCUAUUUUUUCUUAAACUUCCAUCUUAAAGGGACUCUAAAAGAGAAAAAUUACUUGAGCUGUAUGAGUAAAUUACCCUUCUACAAUAGUAAAAGCACCACUCUUACCACGAGAAGAGGAUGGGUAAGCCAGAAAAGAUGCAAGAACGAAAUACGGGUGGAGACAUGAUAAUAAAGCUCCCACCCCAGCUCGCUGUGAUGUCAUGGAUUUUGAUGCUGUCUACGUGGGCCUAGCUAAGUUAUUGAUGCAGAUGGACAUCAUUGUAUUCUGAAAGUGCCAGAGAUUGAACUUUGGAAGAUUCAAGGACAUUUAUUGAACCGCAUCAGCUCAAAUACGAAAAAAAAAAAAAAAAACAC